Messenger RNA from Cladophialophora immunda, 1733 nucleotides. RefSeq lists its product as uncharacterized. The record is from RefSeq and is a predicted model, not a curated record. NCBI's taxonomy places the organism in Eukaryota, Fungi, Ascomycota, Eurotiomycetes, Chaetothyriales, Herpotrichiellaceae. Bases 240 to 1286 code for a protein of 348 amino acids. The transcript has a single exon.
CUAUUUCUUUCCAUCUCUCACCUCUGCUUUUUUUCCCUUCUCUGAGUCACUCAUCGACUACAUCUUUUUGAGAACUUUGCAUCUGUUGUUGUCUUUUCAUCUGUAUGGACCAUAUUGCACGGUGAUUGCGGCCGGCCGGCAGCGGGCAAAGACGAGAAUCAUGCAUAAAAACCCGACCUCGAAUCUUCUGACUUGACUACCUUCAGAAUCCUCUCACUCGCCCGCUCUGCAUUUCCAAAAUGAGCCUCUUCAGCGAUAUCGUCAAUUCGAUCGGUAGCGACAAAUCUCCCGCACCACCAAAGCCGCCAGCAAGGCCACUCAGCGCAAAUGCGCACCGACCGAACCUCGACGUCAGCAAGCCAGGUCCCCGGGCCGGAUUGCCGGUAGCCCCUUCGCCUUUGAAUGGCACAAAGCGGAAGGCCGACGAUAGUUCAGCAAGACCACCUGAGAAGCUCAUCAAACCGAAUCCUACGCCUGGCUUGACCAGCACGAUCCCGAAACGCCUUGUUGCCCCUCCUCUCAACGCUCCCAAACCGUCCAAUGGAAACGAUGGAAAAACUCUUCCUAUGCCCAGACCGAAACUCGAUGCUCAGGUGACUUCCCCAAAACCUAGCUCUGCGCCAACCACUCCGACCACCGCAACAGCCAAAGGUCCCGCGAAGGGUUCCUAUGCGGAUUUGAUAGCUCGAGCAAAACAAGCGCAGGUGGAGAGAACGCAACAAAGUCAAGUUGGCUUAAUCAAGCAUCAGGCAACCAAUCGAGAGAAGCCUUCCAGGUUAGCUGAGAGGAGACGUCAAGAAGAGGAAAAGGCAAAGGGUGUGAAGGAGAAAUCCAGUGGCGGCCGACUGGCAAAUAGUGGUAAACAGCAGGAUAAGUCUCGAAGCGCUAGCCCCGCGAAGAAGACGGAUCAUCCCAAAGGACCCAAAGCCUCACGACCGCCAUUACAUGCCCCCUCUUCGUCCGCCUAUAAAGGAACCAUGGGCACUGCCUCUGGUCGAUCGAAACUUUCAGCCAAGCGUGGCCGCAAAUAUGAUGAAUACCUCGGCACCGACGAAGAAGACGGGUCAGAUGACAUGGGGGGAUAUGGAGAGGACGAAGAAGAUUAUGGAUCUGAUGUUUCGUCUGAUAUGGAAGCAGGGGCGUUUGAUGUGUACGAAGAAGAGCAGAAGGCUCUCAGGGCUGCGCGGGAAGAAGAUGCUCGAGAGAUGGCUUUGGAAAAUCAAUUGAAGCGAGAGAAAGAGGAACGACGUCGGAGGCUUAUGAGUCUUGCAGGGAAGAAGAAGUGAGUUGGAGACAAGCAAACCCAUGUGAUAUCUGACUUGUGACAUGACAUUGGAACUCAUCUAGCCUUAUUGAUAAGUUAGCAUUGGUGUUGGCGGAGUUUUGCAUUACAGGAAGACACACGCGUGGCCCGCUGCAUACUGUACUUGAUGGAUUUUAUCUGCUUCUUUGGUCAUCAAGGUAUCAACUGCGACAAUUGUCGCCAGCAGCUCCUGUGGAGUGCCCAUUGUACUUUAUCUCGGGACGGACGCAAGGCUGAUAAUAGUCUUCAGCCUGACCCUGUGAGCCAAAGACAGGAACUUGGGUCAAGCAAUACUGCUUAAUGACAUCCACUAAUGACCAGCAAAUGAUCAGAUACACCUAUUCCAGUUUACUAUAGUGCGGUACAACGUUCAGCAAUAUCCGUCUACAUAUCCAAGGACGGCUGCACAUUUAAUCAGAUACCAAACUCU